AUGUCACGGGCCAUGCAGUGCCAGGGCUGCCUGUCCUGGGGCAGCUGGACACAGCUGUCUCGAUCCCUGGCAGGAGAGUGUGUAUGGAUGUGCUGCUGCAGUCCCCCAGGUGCUGCAGGUAGCUGCUUCCUCAGGAAGAUCCUUUGCACAAACAGCAUUUCCCUGCCCAGGGGCUACGUCCAGAACCAGGGAGGGUCCGGCGAGCACUCUGUCCAGCCCAGCUCCUCUCGCCGUGCUCUGGCCCAGCUGAGGAAUGUGGACUCUUCUGGUGCUAUUAAGAAACACCAGAAGAGCCUGUCUGCAUGGUUCAGCCACCAGCCCAAUGAGGAGAGGCAGUUCGGCCCUUCCUUCUCGCUGGAUGCCGUCCACGUGGACCCAGUGAUCCGUGAGAGCUCCCUGGAGGAGAUUCUGAAGCCUUCACCAGAGCUCACCAUCCAGAACCAGCUCCAGCAGUCCUGCAGACAGGUCAUCAGCCUCCACAACCUCUUUGACGCGGAUGCCUGUGGGCGGCAGGUGCAGAACGUGGUGCUGUACGGCACCGUGGGCACGGGGAAGAGCACCCUCAUCAAGAAGAUGGUGGUGGACUGGUGCCACGGUCGCCUGCCUCGCUUUGAGCUGGUCAUCCCCUUCUCCUGUGAGGACCUGUCCCACAGCCAUGCCCCCAUCUCCCUGCGGCGCCUCAUAACCAAGAAGUACCAGCACCUCCGGGACGUGGUGCCGCUGCUGGGAACUUCCAACCUCAAGGUGCUCUUCAUCCUCAAUGGUUUGGAGCGUCUCAACUUGGACUUCCGCCUGGCUGGCACAGAGCUGUGCUGUGACCCCAAUGAACCUGUGCCUCCCUCCACCAUCGUGGUCAACCUGAUUCGAAAAUACCUCCUGCCUGAGGCCAGCAUCAUCGUCACCACGCGCCCGUCGGCCGUGCGCCGCGUCCCCGGCAAGUACGUGGGUCGCUACGCCGAGAUCUGCGGCUUCUCCGACACCAACCUGCAGAAGUUGUACUUCCAGAUGCGCCUCAGCCAGCCUGGCUGCAGUGGAGAGGGCAGGAGGGAUCGCAGCUCAGCCGAGCAGGAAAACCUGGUGGAGAUGUUGUCGAGGAACCUGGAGCGCCACAACCAAAUAACCACUGCCUGCUUCUUGCCCUCUUACUGCUGGCUGGUGUGCACCAUGCUGCACUUCCUCUACUUCACCAGGGCAGUGCCUCCCAGCCAGACCCUCACCGGUAUCUACACCAGCUUCCUGAGGCUCAACUUCAGCGGGGAGGUGCUGGACAGCACUGACCCUUCCAACAUCUCCAUGAUGAAGUACGUGGCCAAGACGGUGGGCAAGCUGGCCUACGAAGGGGUGAUGUCCCGCAAGACCUGCUUCUCAGAGGAAGACCUGCAGCAGUGCUUUGAGGUGGAGAUGAAGACCGAAAGCGAGCUCAACCUCCUGGAGGUCUUCCGUAGCGACGUCUUCCGCUUCUUCCUCAGUCCGUGUGUGCAGCCAGGCAAAGAGCACACCUUUGUCUUCACCAUCCCUGCCAUGCAGGAGUACCUGGCGGCCCUGUACGUGGUGCUGGGUGAGAAGAAGACCUUGGCACAGAGAGUGGGUAAGGAGCUGUCAGAGAUCUUUGGGAAAGUGAGUGAAGAUGUGGCUGUGGUUGUCAAUAUUGUCUCCAAGGUGCUGCCCUGGCGCUUCCUGCCAGUGCUCUUCAACCUCCUCAAGAUCUUCCCUCGCUACUUCUCCCGGCUGAGCGGCAAGGACAAGGAUGCUAUUGCCCACACCAUGGCAGAGGAGCUCUUCAAAGAGGAGGACUACUACAACGAUGAUGUCUUGGACCAGAUCAACUCCAGCAUCCUCGGCGUGGAGGGCCCCAUGCCCCACCCUGAUGAGACCCCUGAUGAUGAGGUCUUUGAGCUCUUCCCCAUCUUCAUGGGUGGGAUCCUGUCCCGCCGUAACCGCGCCAUCCUGGAGCAGCUGGGCUGCUCUAUCAAGAACCUGGCGGCCUUUGAGAUCGCCAAGGCCAUGAAGAAGACAGUCAUCAGGAAGAGCAGGAAGGGCCUGCCCCCCUCGGAGCUGAUGGACUACCUCUUCUUCCUGCACGAGUUCCAGAACGAGCGCUUCACGGCCGAGGCCAUCCGCUCCCUCCGCACCGUCAACCUCUCCUCCGUCAAGAUGACCCCCCUCAAGUGCUCUGUCCUGGCAUCUGUCAUGAGCACCACGUCUCACGAGGUGGAGGAGCUGAACCUGACCUCCUGCCACCUUGAUGCCACCAGCUUGAGGACCCUCUUCCCUGUCCUGCUGCGAUGCAAAUCUCUUCAUUUGCAGCUCAACAGCCUGAGCUCCGACGCCUGCCAGGAGAUCCGUGACCUGCUCUUGCAUGACAAGUGUGUGGUGAGCAACCUGCGGCUGGGGAAUAACCCCCUGGGUGAGGAGGGGGCUCAGUUCCUGGCCGAGGCGCUGGCAGGGAACCGCUCGCUGACGUCUCUGUCCCUGCUGCACACCGCGCUGGGCGACCGCGGCGCCGAGCUCAUCGCUCAGCACCUGCCUCAGAACCAGCACCUCCAGGAGCUCAACCUGGGCUACAACGCCCUGACAGACACAGCAGCUCUGCGUGUGGUGGAGGUGGCCAAAAAGCACGAGAAGCUGGACAAAGUGCACCUGUACCUCAACGACAUCAGUGAGGAUGGCAAACGUGCUCUCCACAGCCUGCGCAUGGACCGGGACGGUGUCCGGGCUCUGGUUUUCCUUACAGCAGGCACCGACGUCUCCGAUUACUGGUCCCACAUCCUGAACGUGGUGCAGAGGAAUCUGCCCUUCUGGGACCGUGACAGGGUUCGGCAGCACCUCGCUCUCCUCCUGCAGGACCUGGAGAGCAGCCGCAGACAGACUGCAAAUCCCUGGAGGAAAGCCAAGUUCCUGCGAGUCGAGAGUGAGGUCAAGAAGAUGCUGGCGAAGCAGCAGGAAGGGACCCUCUAAGCUGCUG
This is a messenger RNA of Acanthisitta chloris (rifleman), 2965 nucleotides long. It is a transcript of the gene NLRX1, whose product is annotated as NLR family member X1. Lineage: Eukaryota; Metazoa; Chordata; Aves; Passeriformes; Acanthisittidae. Gene Ontology annotation, biological process: negative regulation of canonical NF-kappaB signal transduction. Bases 1 to 2958 code for a protein of 985 amino acids. The transcript is spliced from 8 exons. The record is from RefSeq and is a predicted model, not a curated record. Gene Ontology annotation, cellular component: mitochondrion. Gene Ontology annotation, molecular function: protein binding.